UGACAUGCUUUACAUGCGUGGCGAGACAACGGGGAAUUGUGAAUCAGAAAGUGAAGUUUGUAGCAGCCCAGCGUGAGCGAUGGGUGGAACUCAGGCGUUGAAACGAAUUCCCCGCAUCAAGUUUCCCAACAGACUUACCAACUACGCUGCUUCUGGUUCUGCAUCCGAGACUCAAGCUGCAUCUUCAGCUAGCGAUGCUAAUUUGUCGUUCUUUUCAAGUUCAAAUGCUUCCGCGACAGUGGGAGGGAAGGCCUCUCUUCAGCCCAAAAGAACUCCAGUGUCCAAAGAAGAAAUAGAAGCAGUUUUGUUGGGUGGCUGCUUCUAAUCAAAAGUGUUCUGGAAAACGCACCUGUAUCUUGGACUUCUUUCUGUGACUUUGAUUCAUCAAACUUCUGACGAUGCUUACUUUUUUCUUUUUGUUGUUGGAGUGUUCUGUCCACUGAUUCAAAUUGUCAAUAAUGGAAUAUGACCAGGUUUGAACUUUGAAAUUGAGAACCGUGCUGUCCAUGUUAUUACUUCUAUAACUAGUCAAUUUACCUAGGCACAAAGUGCCUCAGUUACUUGUUAUACAUUUAAUUAGCAAGGAAAUGAGCAGAGUAAGAGAAGAAGAGCGUUUGUUA
This is a messenger RNA of Vigna radiata var. radiata (mung bean), 620 nucleotides long. RefSeq lists its product as uncharacterized. The transcript is spliced from 3 exons. The record is from RefSeq and is a predicted model, not a curated record. Bases 80 to 325 code for a protein of 81 amino acids. Lineage: Eukaryota; Viridiplantae; Streptophyta; Magnoliopsida; Fabales; Fabaceae.